Messenger RNA from Corapipo altera (White-ruffed manakin), 3083 nucleotides. RefSeq names its product nuclear factor, erythroid 2 like 3 (gene NFE2L3). Gene Ontology annotation, cellular component: nucleus. The record is from RefSeq and is a predicted model, not a curated record. The transcript is spliced from 4 exons. Gene Ontology annotation, biological process: regulation of transcription by RNA polymerase II. Gene Ontology annotation, molecular function: RNA polymerase II cis-regulatory region sequence-specific DNA binding; DNA-binding transcription factor activity, RNA polymerase II-specific. Lineage: Eukaryota; Metazoa; Chordata; Aves; Passeriformes; Pipridae. The coding region runs from base 23 to 1468 and encodes 481 amino acids.
CCCGCCCCGCCGCGGGAGGAGGAUGGGGCGGCGCGGUGGCCCCGCGCGGAGUCGGUGCCCCAUGGCGGAGGAUGUUGAUCUGAAAGCGUGUCAGGAAGCUUUGGAUGACUGCUGUCCACACCGAGGAGAUGAUCAGCUGGAACUGCAAGAGGAGGAGGAGAAAGACAUAAAUCAAAGCAACCGCAACCAUGUAGAUUCCCUUCUCUCCCUCGAGGGCUAUUUACAGCUUCUGUCAUCGCAGAUGGAAAACAUGCUAGAGGUGAGCUUACUGGAAGAUACACAAGUUGCUACUUCUAGUAGAGGUCAGAACCCAUCAUCCUUACACCACAAUAUAAAUUUGACCCAGACACUUCACGACUAUUUCAGUCCUCCUGAUGCCAUGCUACUAAGAACAGACUACCCAACUCAAUCAAAUUCAAAACCAAGACAUUUACAAAGGCAAGAGUCUUUUCCUCAGUCAAGUUCUAAUAUCACAAAUCCAGAAUCACUACUUCAUGGGCCAAAUUUGACAGGGCUGGUUUCAGCAGCUGACCUUAGAAACCUAACAGCCCAUGAUGAUAAUUUUGAUGAAAUUAAACUCAUGUCUUUGGCUUUGGAUGAAGACUUUGGUCCUAUAGAAAUUUCUCAGAUCUUUGAAGAGUCUGGCUCAGAUUUGGGACUAUCUUUGAAUUCAAGUCACAGUACCACCUCUUAUUCAGUCUGCUGUGAAGAUGCUGUUGGGUACAGCAGUGGUGUUAAAUCUGCUCCUUCACAUGGCGUAGGAGCUGUUGAUGGCCAUUGCAAAGAAAACACUAAAUAUGACCAUGAGGAAUAUCCAGGUGAUGCUGAGUGUCCUAGAGAAGCCACGCUUCAGCAGUUUCUUCAUAACCACACUUACAAUCAGCUGCCAAGUCAAGGAGCACCCGCUCCAGGGCAUCAACAGUCAUGGAUGAAGAAAUCGAACAAGGUAAAGGAUAGGUGCCAUAAUUCUACUGAUUCAAACCAUAGCAGUGAUGAAUGCUCUGCCAAAGCUCCGAAAAUACCGUUUUCAAACGAUGAAGUUGUGAGCAUGCCUAUUGACUCUUUCAACACCAUGCUAGCGAAGAACCAGCUGACAGACACUCAGGUAUCACUUCUACGUGACAUCAGACGAAGAGGAAAAAACAAGGUAGCUGCCCAAAAUUGCCGUAAACGCAAACUAAAUGCAAUUCUUGACUUGGAAGAAGAUGUGUGUAAUCUUCAAACUCAAAAGGAGAGCCUUAGAAAGGAGCACUCUCAGUGUAGCCGAUCAAUCAGCCAGAUAAAGCAAAAAUUAAACAACUUGUACUGUGAUAUUUUCAGUAGACUGAGGGAUGACCAGGGUAGACCUGUUAACCCACACCAAUAUGUCAUUCACUGCAGUAAUAAUGGUAGUGCUUUCAUAAUACCCAAACACUUAGUCAAAUCUGAACAGAAACAAGAUACCACAAAAGCGCAGAAACAAAGAUAAAACAGCUGAAGAUCAACUAGGUUUUAUUUUGCCUGGAAGAACAGGGAGACUUGUGUGAAAACUGGAGGUCAGUGAUUACAGUAGUUCAAACAGAAACAACUAUACUUGAGGAGAAACACUUCACAUUCAAAAGUCUGUCAAACUCACCUGACUGGGAUCUGUUAGAAAGUCUAAAAGCUGAGGCUUCUGAAUGAGGAAAUCAGAGUUUUAGUCAGAAUUAAAGGAGCUAGCCCAUCAGUGUAGGUGUAGUUUUAUAUACCUAUGUUAAAACCAGGAAUUUCAUUGCAGGUGAUGGGGGGAGAGGGGAGAACAUCAGUGGGGGGGAUAAAAGCCAGCUUUAGAUCAAAGUUAGACAUGCAAGAAAAAUGUGUUUUAGUCUUGAGUACUUGAUUCUUCAUACAGAAAGUGACCUUAUUUUAUUCUCUAGCACUGAAAGAAAAAUUGUAGCUCUAGUGCAUCUCCAACUUAAAUUCACUGUGGAUUCCCAUAUUCUCAAGAGAUAAUCUGUGCUUUGCAUUUGUUCAGAACUGUUCUGCUUUUCCUAGUUUUCCGUUGAGAAGAGAGGCCCAGGAGGCUACUGUAUUUUUCCUCACUACUUUCAUCAUCACAGCUUCAAGCAAAGAUAAUGUACCAAUUAAUUUUACAACUCAAAUGAUCAAUCUGCAAAUAGAUUUUCUAUGAAAAACUGUCUGAUUCAGUAUUGUCUUACCUUCGUCCUCUGCAACUGAAUCAUUCUCAGCUUUCUUUCAUGAAAACAACUGAUGGUGAACAAGUUCCCAUUCUGCUUCCUAGUGACUGGGAUAUAUUUACUUGUGUACCUCCCCUUUUCUCACCGUUUUGAUACCUUCAAGGAGAAGUACUAGUUUUUCUUUUUGGCUUUAUUAAACUGGUAUUUUUUAGUGUCUUCAAUGUUACAGAUUUUUUUUUUAAUAUUUUCCCUAAUCUUUAAAGUAAAUUAAAUUGAACCAAAUUACUGUUUAUCUGUACUUCUGACUAUAUGAGUUUACAUUGAUAGCACUGUGAAUGAAGUUUUUGGUUUGGACAUUUCUUUCUUUGUGCUAUGAAAAAGAAGACACUUUAUUCACUCACAUACUUACAACAUCCUGUCCUUUACUAUUUUACAACCUGAAAAGGUUGCAAAAAGAGAUGGCCUAAAAGGCAUGUAAUGAAUGACUAGGAAGGAAUAUUGAGGUAUAGUAGUCUCUAAGGUAUGAAAAUAAAUACUAACAUCUAGAUAGCACAAAUAAAUUUUUAUAUAUUUUAUAAGCAAAACAUAAAAUUGGUGUUAAAAAAAAUUCUCAUUGGUCAUGGCAUAAUGACAAUGGAGCAAAUUUACAGUCAGGUAUGUUAAAAAAUUGCUUGUACCAAACACAUAAGAACUACAUAUACAAGCUUAAAUGCCAAAUUAUACCUUUUGAAAAAAACUGCCCUUACCACGUAAAUCAUGUUGGUUGCUUGCACUUAUGUUUAAAGAAAAUUGAUAGUUUAUCAAGUGAUAUUUUCUAAAAAAAGGAGCACUGACUCAGUGCCAAGGGCACUGGAUUAUCAAUAAUGAAAUCAGCCUGUUUGAACAAUUUGCUUAGCAUUUUAUAUUAAAAGAUUUCUUUCAAAUAAA